Messenger RNA from Sinocyclocheilus rhinocerous, 664 nucleotides. Its product is annotated as shadow of prion protein-like. NCBI's taxonomy places the organism in Eukaryota, Metazoa, Chordata, Actinopteri, Cypriniformes, Cyprinidae. Gene Ontology annotation, biological process: protein homooligomerization. The record is from RefSeq and is a predicted model, not a curated record. Gene Ontology annotation, cellular component: membrane. The transcript is spliced from 2 exons. The coding region runs from base 113 to 529 and encodes 138 amino acids.
UCCAUAAGGUGGUUGUUUACAACAUAGAGCAGCUUGUCACAGUAAGGUUGAGCAGUUCAAGCGGUGAAUAGAAGCCAGUGAUCAACACUAUCACAAGAAGGGACCCCCAGUCAUGAUGGGUAAUCAGAAGGUCCUGAUCAUUUGGGUGUGGAUGUUGCUGUUGGCGUCGUUGUAUCCUUGGGGCCACUGCAAGCGUGGAGGAGGUUUUGGUGGCAGGGGUAAGGGAGUAGGUCUGCCAGCCAGAGCGCCUCCUUCCCAGAGCAAAGGCAGGCAGGGCCUGAAGCUGGCAGGUGCUGCAGCCGCGGGGGCUCUCGGUGGAGCGGCCAUCGGCUAUGGGCUGGGGUCUCUGGGCAGGCCGAGAUAUGGCUACGAUGGCUCCUCAGAGGCGGACAGGCGCUAUUACCCGGAUGGACCAGGAUACUACAACCGCUCGGACUGGCGGUAUUACAGGAACGCAGGCAGCACAGAGCACGUGACCAACGUCCUCAUAAUACUCGGAACAGUCGCACACAUCUUUAUGUGGGGAUGAGUUACAGGGUUUGAGGCAUUUCUUGUCACAGAGAGACAAGAUGCAGAAAGGGUUCAUUUUAAACAGAGGAUGCAAUCAUUUUCAUUGAUAGAGUGUUUGAUAAAGAGGAAACUAACUUACACCAGCAAUAUGCUU